Molecule: messenger RNA, 1995 nt
Organism: Saccostrea echinata
Lineage: Eukaryota; Metazoa; Mollusca; Bivalvia; Ostreida; Ostreidae
Product: splicing factor U2AF 50 kDa subunit-like
Exons: 12
Coding region: 300-1370 (356 amino acids)
Biological process (GO): mRNA processing
Cellular component (GO): commitment complex; nucleus; nuclear speck
Molecular function (GO): pre-mRNA 3'-splice site binding; poly-pyrimidine tract binding
Source: RefSeq, a predicted model, not a curated record
GGAAUAGGCCACGCCAUUUUGUUUAGAACAAGGACGCAAUGAGCGAUAACGACUUUCAAGAUUUUGAGCGUCAGCUUGCAGAAAAUAGGUCUGGUUAGUAUCACAGAUACAAAGGCAGCAACAGAAGGCGCUCAAGGUCACGUUCUAGAGGUCGGAGAUCACGAAGUCGAGAAAAGAAAAGAUCCAGAUCUAAGGAUAGGGAAAGAAAGCGAAGAUCAAGAAGUCGAUCAAGGGAGCGUGGCAGAAAGAGGAAGAAGCCUUACAAAUACUGGGAUGUCCCCCCUGCUGGGUUUGAGCAUAUGUCACCAAUGCAGUAUAAAGCUAUGCAAAGUGCUGGCCAAAUUCCACAGGCUAUAUCUGUGCCUAAUGUAGCCUUGACUAAUACAACAGUUCCCUUUGCUGGCAGUGCUAUCAGCCGACAGGCUAGACGACUGUAUGUGGGCAACAUACCAUUUGGUGUCACUGAGGAAGCAAUGAUGGAUUUCUUUAAUCACCAAAUGAAGAUGACAGGAUUAGCUCAGGCUGAAGGAAGCCCAGUCAUUGCUGUCCAAAUCAAUCUUGACAAGAACUUUGCCUUCUUGGAGUUCCGUUCUGUUGAUGAAACUACACAGGCCAUGGCUUUUGAUGGUAUCAACUUCCAGGGCCAGUCAUUAAAAAUCAGACGCCCCCGAGAUUAUCAGCCUCUCCCAGGAAUGGCAGAAACUCCCUCUGUCAAUGUGCCAGGAGUGGUUUCAACUGUGGUACAGGACUCGCCACACAAAAUCUUCAUUGGUGGACUGCCCAACUAUCUUAAUGAGGAUCAGGUGAAGGAGUUACUGACCUCUUUUGGACCAUUGAAGGCCUUUAACCUUGUAAAGGACAGUGCCACAGGCUUGUCUAAGGGAUACGCCUUCUGUGAAUAUGUAGACCCCAAUGUUACAGACCAGGGCUGUGCAGGACUGAAUGGUAUGCAGUUAGGAGACAAAAAAUUAAUUGUACAAAGAGCCAGUUUAGGUGCAAAGAACUCUCAAGUGCCGGUUCAGCUCCAGAUUCCAGGCUUGAACCUGAACCAGGGAGCAGGUCCUCCCACAGAAGUUCUGUGUCUGAUGAACAUGAUUGUCCCCGAAGAACUAGAGGAUGAAGAGGAAUAUGAAGAUAUUUUGGAAGAUGUUAAAGAGGAGUGCUCGAAAUACGGAGUUGUACGUAGCAUUGAAGUCCCAAGACCUAUUAAAGGUGUUGAAGUGCCAGGAUGUGGAAAGAUUUUUGUGGAGUUUAAUUCUAUCAUCGACUGUCAGAAAGCUCAGCAGGCUUUGACCGGGAGAAAGUUCUCAAACCGUGUCGUGGUGACCUCGUAUUAUGAUCCAGACCAAUACCACAGAAGAGAAUUUUAAAUCCUGACCAAUCUGUGUUAAUAGUGAUUUUCAUUGCUUACAACUUGAAUUUUGUCCUCAUUUUUAAAUUCACUUUAGAUAUAAAGACUCUUUUCAGCUGAAGAAGAGUUUCAUUUAAUUCAUAUUUAAGAGAAUAUGUUGUGUGAUACAAUUUUAAAAUGUAAUAAAUUUUGUUCAGCCAUCUUUUUGUUAUUUUAAGUGGUUAAAUAUAACUUUUUUAAUCAGAAAUGAAGUAUUUUUGAAUCAUGAUGGCCUGAUAAUUGAAUUUAUAUACAUAACACUGUACAGGGUAUUAUGAUGAUUUAUUAUUGAUCUACAAAUUCAGAACUAUUCUUUUUGCCUGUACUUUCAAAUUAAUUACACAACUCGAGCAUUGGAUUAAUAAAAUGUCUGAUACUAAUCUUAUAAUGUCAGAUGCAAAUUAUCUAAUAAUAAAAUGUCAGGAAUUCAGAUGCCAAUUAUCUACUAUCCAUUUUAAGAAAUGGAUGAAUUGUUUUGGCCUUUUCAUUCAAUGAAUUUCAUGCAUGUAUACACAAUUGUCAGUAAAUAUAAAAGAUUAGGCUUUUUCUCACUAUGACACAAUUGCAAUGAUUCCAAAUAAAUAUUCAAAGACUUUGCUGCUUAA